Molecule: messenger RNA, 2246 nt
Organism: Eutrema salsugineum
Lineage: Eukaryota; Viridiplantae; Streptophyta; Magnoliopsida; Brassicales; Brassicaceae
Product: NAD-dependent malic enzyme 2, mitochondrial
Exons: 18
Coding region: 333-2198 (621 amino acids)
Biological process (GO): pyruvate metabolic process; malate metabolic process
Cellular component (GO): mitochondrion
Molecular function (GO): malate dehydrogenase (decarboxylating) (NAD+) activity; NAD binding
Source: RefSeq, a predicted model, not a curated record
UCUAAAUAAUAAAUCUCCGGGCAGCUCUCAGACAUCUUCCCUCUUCCUCAGACAGCUUCCUCUUACUCUCUCUUUCAAAGCUGGAGGAAGAACAUUCGAUUCAUUUUCUUCACACUGGAAGAGGAAGAAGAAGAGAUCAAAGCACAGCGUGUGUACAAAAUAUUUGACUACUUUUUUUACUCCAUAAAACCCAUAGAUUUUUCCCAUAUUUCUCUCUCAGUUUUUAGUCCUUGGUUCUUGUUCAAUUUCGUGUUGAACUCGUCAUACCAUUGAAUUGCGGCUUGCGAUUCUGCAGUGUGUUGGUCGGAUCUUGAGAGUGAUUUUCGGGACCGAUGAUGUGGAGGAACAUUGCUGGCUUCUCCAAGGCGGCGGCUGCGGCGGCCGCCAGAACCCGCGGAUCUCGGCGCUGCUUGUCGACGGCGAUUCCUGGUCCUUGCAUCGUUCACAAGCGUGGUGCCGAUAUUCUUCACGAUCCAUGGUUCAAUAAGGUUGUCUACUCUCUUCACGAUCCAUGGUUCAAUAAGGACACAGGUUUUCCUUUGACUGAGAGGGAUAGAUUGGGGCUACGAGGCUUGCUUCCUCCUCGUGUUAUCUCCUUUGAACAGCAAUAUGACCGUUUCAUUGAGUCCUUUCGGUCCCUUGAGAGGAAUACAAAAGGGCAGCCAGAAAACGUUGUUUCAUUAGCCAAAUGGAGGAUUCUGAAUAGAUUGCAUGACCGUAACGAGACUUUGUACUACCGAGUCCUUAUUGAUAACAUCAAAGAUUUUGCCCCAAUCAUAUACACACCCACUGUUGGACUGGUUUGUCAGAACUAUUCGGGUUUGUAUAGAAGACCUCGAGGAAUGUACUUCAGUGCGAAAGACAAAGGAGAGAUGAUGUCUAUGAUAUAUAAUUGGCCAGCUCAGAAGGUAGAUAUGAUUGUGAUCACAGAUGGUAGCCGUAUUCUUGGCUUAGGAGACCUUGGAGUCCAGGGUAUUGGGAUUCCUAUUGGAAAGCUCGACAUGUACGUUGCUGCAGCAGGAAUCAAUCCACAGAGAGUUUUGCCAAUUAUGUUGGAUGUGGGCACGAAUAAUGAAAAGCUCCUACAGAAUCCUCUCUAUUUAGGACUCAGGCAACCUAGGUUGGAAGGAGAGGAGUACCUUGAGAUCAUUGAUGAAUUUAUGGAAGCUGUAUACACGCGUUGGCCUAAGGCUGUCGUACAGUUCGAAGAUUUCCAAGCCAAAUGGGCUUUUGGAACUUUGGAAAGAUAUCGGAAGAAGUUUUGCAUGUUCAAUGAUGAUGUCCAGGGAACUGCUGGUGUUGCUCUCGCUGGACUAUUGGGAACUGUAAGAGCCCAAGGUCGGCCUUUAUCCGACUUUGUGAACCAAAAGAUUGUUGUGGUGGGAGCUGGAAGUGCGGGGCUCGGUGUAACUAAGACGGCAGUCCAAGCAGUUGCAAGAAUGGCAGGCAUCAGCGAGAUUGCUGCAACGAAAAACUUUUACCUGAUCGACAAAGAUGGUCUUGUCACCACGGAGAGGACAAAACUUGACCCAGGAGCUGUACCUUUUGCCAAAAAUCCAGCUGAGAUACGUGAGGGAGCAAGUAUUGUGGAAGUGGUGAAGACUGUUAGGCCACAUGUUCUUCUUGGUUUAUCUGGAGUUGGUGGCAUCUUCAACGAAGAAGUUCUCAAGGCAAUGCGAGAAUCUGAUUCAUGCAAGCCGGCCAUUUUUGCUAUGUCGAAUCCCACCUUGAAUGCUGAGUGCACUGCUGCUGAUGCAUUUAAGCACGCUGGAGAAAACAUAGUAUUUGGAAGCGGAAGCCCAUUUGAAAACGUUGAACUUGAGAAUGGUAAAGUUGGGCAUGUGAAUCAGGCCAACAACAUGUACCUAUUCCCCGGGAUCGGGUUAGGGACUCUUCUCUCUGGUGCACGUGUUGUAACUGAUGGAAUGCUGCUAGCAGCUUCUGAAUGCCUUGCGUCCUACAUGACUGACGAAGAAGUGCAAAAAGGCAUCCUUUACCCUUCAAUCAACAACAUCCGACAUAUAACAGCUGAGGUCGGGGCCGCUGUUCUACGAGCUGCGGUUUCUGAAGACAUUGUAGAAGGACAUGGCGAUGUUGGUCCCAAAGAUCUCAGUCACAUGUCUAAGGAGGAGACAGUGAAUUACAUCACACGCAACAUGUGGUUCCCAAUCUACAGCCCUCUCGUGCACGAGAAAUAGACAGUGACUGACUCUUUGAACUCUUUCGGCUUUCAUAGAAAGCCUAAA